AUGCAAGGACAGCGACAGCACAUUCAGGAUCAUCUGCUGCUACCUGUGGCGUUGAAGGAAGAUGAUUCGCCCUUGCCUCACUCCGCGACGGUCGUCUGCAGAGACGAGUCGAGCAGCUCACAAGGCCCGGCGCGUGUGACAUUCCCCUCUCUGGUGGCGAGAGCUGCCAUCAAUGGUGACAGAAGCAGCAGCAGCAGCAGCAGCAGCGGUUGCCACGACGACUCCCUCCUUGACUGGAUAGGCGGCUCCUUCCCCGAUGUACCGCCUAUCUCCUCGCUGGGCCGAUCCGACAGCGAAAAUGACGAGGCAAAAGACGCGCGAAUGUUGCAGGAGUCCCUUGUCAAGGCCUUCCCCGAGUCAUUGUGUCAAAUUGCUAUCGAUGAGGCGGCUGUGGAGGCCGUGAUGUCGAACAACACGGCGGGGAUGGCGGACACCGGCUACCACCGCCAAUUCACGGAGAUGGUGCUGCGCGAGGUGUACAGUCUGCUGCGGCUCACCGCAUCGGUGUUUGAGGUGCGGCGGACGUAUCUGAUGCAACACCACGCUGUAGACCCUGAGGGGCGUGGCUUCAAGACAUACGAGACGCUCGUGGAGGAGGAAAGCGCACGCAAUCUCUCCGAAUGGAACGAUGCCUGGUACCAUGGGUCGAUCAGUGCGAAUAGAGCACUUGCCGCGGUUACUGUGCGCCCGCCGCAGUUCACGGCGGGGAUGCUGUGGAACGGCGAGGACCGCUUUCUGUUGGGCGGCACCGCCUUUGUGGAGGAGGGGCGCAUUUUGCAAAUCCCGAUGCCGUCAAACUUAGCUGCGUCUGAACUUGGAGACAUAAAUGCUCCAACGAAUGGUAUUGGUGGUAGUGGCUCUGGUGGCGAGCCAAAGGCACAGGUGCGCUUCCUACUGCGGGAAUACAUCUCCGUGUCGAAGGAAGGGACGGGCUGCAUGGUGCAAAGUCUUUCGCUCAUUCCCGAACAUGUGUCUCUGAAUGUGCCACGUGGUCAAACGCUGCGGUAUGACCUUAUACAGACUGUCCUACAUCAAUGCGCGCCUGGCGCAGUGACGCGUGCCUUUUCCCUCCGUAUGCUUCUCCCACCGGCAAUGCGUGAGGAGAGCGAAUUAGCUACCGUUGAAGAUCCGUUUGGGUCUGCCGAAAUGUGCAGCCAUACACAAAUGAAGCAGACGUGCAGCGAGCUGGACCUGACGUCUCUUCCCUCCAAUGAAAACUGUUCAAUGGAUGGUUUACGAAGCAUGUCGCUGACAUUACGCAAACGCCGCUCGCCGAAAUCGACUACAGCGUGGCGUCCGCCACUCGGCGAUGAGUUGUAUCUGCGUUUCACCAAUCCUAAGCUCUACGCAUGGGCCAUGCAGCACCCACCCGCAGUACUCACUGCGCACACGAAUGCUAUUCGCGAGUACUUCCACUACAGUCAACGGCUUCGGUUUCGUCGUUUGAUGAAGCGACUUCUGCGUGCUGUUCAUAUCAUUCAACAUUUUUUCCGUCUCUGCUUGUCGCGGAAGAAACGUGCGAUGCAGCGCAUGCUGCAUCAAUGGCGGCAGCUUGAAUUGGAUUGCCGGGAACGAUUGAAAAAGGUCACGCUUCCGCCAACAGCUUCUGACCGCAUUGGCUUCAUUGUUGGCAGUGUGUUGUGGCACCACAUCCUCACAACGGAGGAAUACAAGAUAGCAAUGCUGGAAGAGUUGUUCGCUGCCCGUCGCGCUGCAUACCGGAAAUGGUGCAUGCAACGUGUGGAUGAGGAUCAACUAAAGGAGAAGCUUUCUCAGAAUUACGAGGACAUUCGGGACAAUGGAAUCCUGGGUGACAUCGGGGUGAGGGCGUUUUCUCUCACUUACACCACGGUGGCGAUGAUGACGACGGCAUCACCCGCAAUGCACGAGGAGCAGACGGCUGACACCACCGCCACCACCGCGGCGGUGCCAGCGACUUCGCAUCACAAAUGGAUCGCAAAGUGGGGGAAUGUGGUGCACGCGCGCUUUGGAUGGUACAUUGAACCUGAGGAGUUGCUGCAGGAGAGCCACCGUCGGAUGCUUCUCUCACUACGUGGCUCCAUCUUGACGAUGGCGGAGGUGCAGGCGGAACUGAAGAAAAAAGGCGAAGGGCCGUUGCAUGCACUUAACUGA
This is a messenger RNA of Trypanosoma grayi, 2133 nucleotides long. RefSeq lists its product as hypothetical. The transcript has a single exon. The coding region runs from base 1 to 2133 and encodes 710 amino acids. The record is from RefSeq and is a predicted model, not a curated record. Lineage: Eukaryota; Euglenozoa; Kinetoplastea; Trypanosomatida; Trypanosomatidae.